AUGGGGCUAUUUGCUUUUAGCAGGAUGGAGCUGUUGACUACUUCAGAUACAACAAGCUCGAGUUAUUGGUUGACUUGGAGGGUUUUGAUAUGUUCAGUCAUUGUUUUUACACCAAUUGUUAUAUCAUUGAUCAUAAUUUUCAAAUACGAAGGAUUGAAAAAAGUUAAACGUGAUGGAAAAGAAAGCCAAGAAGGUUUAAGUUGUGAUGAGUUGUAUGAUGAUGAUGUUUGGAAGCCUUGUCUUCAAGAAAUCCAUCCUUUUUGGCUGUUGGGUUAUCGGGUCAUUGCGUUUUGUUUAGCUCUUGCAAUGAUUGUUUCAAAAACCGUCGCUAGUGGAGCUCACAUCUUUUACUAUUAUACUCAGUGGACUUUUACUUUGGUUACCAUUUAUUUUGGGUUCGGAAUGUUGCUCUCUAUUUAAGGGUGUUACCGGCAUUAUAAGAUGACUAGCUGUGGCUUUAACGUACAUCAUGCUGGAAUAGAUGCUGAGCAAGGAUACUACAAACCUUUAACUAACAGAGAAGACACAAAUAUACUGAGAAAAGCCUUAAAUCCGCAGGAAAGAUGCAACGUUUCACAAGCAGCAGGCAUUAUUAGUUAUCUC
Messenger RNA from Hibiscus syriacus, 603 nucleotides. RefSeq lists its product as uncharacterized. NCBI's taxonomy places the organism in Eukaryota, Viridiplantae, Streptophyta, Magnoliopsida, Malvales, Malvaceae. The record is from RefSeq and is a predicted model, not a curated record. The transcript has 3 exons. Gene Ontology annotation, cellular component: membrane. Bases 1 to 420 code for a protein of 139 amino acids.